Drosophila elegans is the source of this 530-nucleotide messenger RNA. RefSeq lists its product as uncharacterized. Lineage: Eukaryota; Metazoa; Arthropoda; Insecta; Diptera; Drosophilidae. Bases 200 to 460 code for a protein of 86 amino acids. The record is from RefSeq and is a predicted model, not a curated record. The transcript has 2 exons.
AUUCGACUCCAGCAAGCUGCGACUAUCCUCUUAGAAAUUUAGUAAAAUUUAAAAACUUCUGCUCGUGAUACAAAAUCUUUUCUAACAACGGUCUGCCCAAAAGUCCUUAAUUGCUAUGCGAAGAACCGUAAGACGACAUGAACUGGAACUAGAUUGCAAGGUGUCAACUUAAAAUCAGAAUCAAUAUUCGCCUCUAAACAUGGACGAUGUCACGGAGACCACAGACGAUGAGGUUUUAGACAUUUUUUACAAUGUAACAACCGCGGUCCACUUAACAACCACCCAUGCACCUGAAACUAGCAUGGGCCUCUGGGGCCUUCUGUUUAUAUUCGUCGUAAUUAUUCUCUUCGUUGCCCUGUGCUUUGCAUGUAUGGGUUUGCUUGUCCUCUUCGGAUGUAUGAGGUCUUUCCUGUGUAUUCGUUGUCGGGGUCGUGAAGAACUUGUGGGAAGAAUCCUGUGACCUAGACUGACUACUAAUCAUCGGAACUCAAAUGUGUCCAAAUAAAAUUUCAUUGUGUUUUAUCCAAAAA